AUGAAGUUCUCCCUGACGUCCGCUGCCCUCGCGCAGCUCCUGCUGGGCAUCACCACCCAACCCGCUCUCGCGGCCCCGCACGAGAGCACGAUCCCGAAGUUGGGCGCCGUCGCCUCCGAGUCGGCCAUCUGCAGCAAGGUCGGCACCGACCUCCUCGAGCUGGGAGGAAAUGCCGCCGACGCGACGGUCGGCACCGUCAUCUGCGUCGGCGUCGUAAGCAUGUACCACAGCAGCAUCGCCGGCGGCGGCUUCAUGCUCGUGAGGUCGAGGACUGGCGAAUACGAGUUCAUCGACUUCAGAGAGAAGGCCCCAAGAGCCGCCGAAGAGGAUAUGUACAAAGAUGACCCGGACGCUAGCAUGUACGGAGGUCUCGCCAGUGGCGUCCCUGGUGAGCUCCGUGGCUUGGAGAGACUGCACAGAUACGGCAAGCUGGAUUGGUCAGAGGUGCUUAAGCCCGCGAUCAAGCUGGCGCGCGACGGCUGGCCCGUCAACCAUGACUUGAUCCGAUAUAUGAACGCUGUCAGCCCCAACAACUCGUUCCUGACCAACGACCCCUCGUGGGCCAUCGACUUUGCACCGCAUGGCACCCUUCUCAAGCUGGGCGACAUCAUCACGCGCAAGCGCUACGCCGAAACCCUUCAGAAAAUCGCCGACAACGGCGCCGACGCCUUCUACAACGGCCCCAUCGCCAAAGCCACCAUCGACGCCCUGACAAAGUCCAAAGGCAUCAUGACCCUGGAAGACCUCAGGGACUACAAGGUCGCCAUCAGGGACCCCGCGCAGAUCUCGUACAGGGGCUACAAGCUCACCGCCUGCAACGCCCCCUCCGGCGGCAUCGUCGCCCUCAGCGCCCUCAACAUCGUCGAGGGCUACAAAGGCUUCGGCGACCCGGCAGAGCGGAACACCACUGUGCACAGGCUGGACGAGGCCAUGCGUUUCGCCUACGGCCAGCGCACCAAGCUCGGUGACCCGUUCCACGUCAAUGGCCUCUCGGACUACACAAAGAACAUGAUCUCCCCCGAGACCGGCGCCAAAAUCCGCUCAAAGAUCUCCGACUCCCGCACCUUUGACGUGUCCUACUACAACCCGGAAGGCACCGAGACGGUCGAGAACCACGGCACCUCCCAAAUCGCCGUCGCCGACGCCAGCGGCAUGGCCAUCUCCCUCACCACGACCGUCAACCUCCUCUUUGGCUCCCAGCUCAUGGUCCCGGAAACGGGCGUCAUCAUGAACAACCAGAUGAACGACUUCAGCAUUCCGGGCGCCAGCAACCACUUUGGCUUCAUCCCCAGCCGCGCCAACUACAUCCGGUCUGGCAAGAGGCCCCUCUCCUCCAUCGCCCCCGUCAUCGUCGAGAAACCCGACGGCAAGCUCUACUUCGUCAUCGGCUCGGCCGGCGGCAGCCGCAUCAUCACGGCUGUCAUUCAGAACCUCCACAACGUCCUCGACAGGAACCUGACCGUGCCGCAGUCCCUCGCGGAGCCUCGCUUCCAUGACCAGCUGAGCCCGAACACGGCCUCCUUUGAGUACGCUUACGACAACGCCACCUCGAGCUACCUUGCCAGCUUGGGCACCACAGUCACCUGGGAGGCGCCGGGCGGUAGCUCGGCGCAAGGUGUGAGGCUGUUGCCGAACGGCACUUUCGAGGCAGGCAGCGAGCCGAGACAAAAGAACUCUGGAGGAUUUGCCGUCUAA
Colletotrichum orchidophilum is the source of this 1695-nucleotide messenger RNA. RefSeq names its product gamma-glutamyltranspeptidase. The record is from RefSeq and is a predicted model, not a curated record. Gene Ontology annotation, biological process: glutathione catabolic process. Gene Ontology annotation, molecular function: glutathione gamma-glutamate hydrolase. The transcript is spliced from 2 exons. Bases 1 to 1695 code for a protein of 564 amino acids. Gene Ontology annotation, cellular component: plasma membrane. Lineage: Eukaryota; Fungi; Ascomycota; Sordariomycetes; Glomerellales; Glomerellaceae.